Molecule: messenger RNA, 1461 nt
Organism: Nicrophorus vespilloides
Lineage: Eukaryota; Metazoa; Arthropoda; Insecta; Coleoptera; Silphidae
Gene: Pino
Product: protein pinocchio
Exons: 5
Coding region: 354-1076 (240 amino acids)
Source: RefSeq, a predicted model, not a curated record
AUUUUUAAUUCCAGUUCAGACCAACCAAGCACAACCAAGUCAGUCAGCAGCAGCAGCAGAGCAGCAGUAGUUAGUCGAUGGUUCUUUGGCCCCCACGUCGUCGUGCUUUGCCCAUUCUUAGCACUCUCCGACUCGGAGUGAGCGAGCGAGCGAGUGAGUGAAUGAGCCAUAGCGGAACGAACAGAAGGCAGACAGAGAUCGAGCAAUUCCGUUCCUCACUUUUUCUUCUUCUUGGGUCAUCGAAAAAGAGGAACAGAAGGCGAGGCGUCUCUUCUAGUAACAGCCGCUUCUAACAACACCGUCCACCUGGAUGUCAUCUCGCAUCGUCGGAAUUGAAUAGAAAGGAAAUAAACAUGCUGCGUGUGGAGAGUGGGAAUAGCAUCCACGGUUUCACCGAGUUCGAGGAGGACAUCCACUUCGACGACGACGAUCCGGACUUUGGCGAUGACCAUCAUCAUCACAUCCACCACCACCAUCAUCAUCACGUGCCGACCAUCUCGGUGCCCUUCAUCAUAGCAGUUCCUGCGAAAAUGUCAUUGGCUAGUGUGCAUCCGGUCGAGCUACAUUCCAGUCAUAGUUCCCUGACCACGCUGAGCCACAGCUUGGACGACGUCUCGAGCUGGAGUUCGCAGGUCGAGCAGGUGAUGACCAUCGAGCAGCUCAGGGACCAGAUGACCAGCUGCUUCACGUGCGGCGUCUCCUGGGCCGACGACCACGUAUCUCUGGACUGCUCGGAGUGCGGCGGUUACGCUAUGCGCCGUCCCUGUCCCAGCUGCGACGGCACAUGCGGCUCUCAAUGGAAACGGGACCUCUCCAUGUCGCACGCCAGCAGCAAAGCCAAAUGGCUGGGCGAAUGCUCCACCACCACCACUACCUCCAACCAACAGCAGCAGCAGCAGUCCGCCAAAGACCUGGAGCAUCGUGAGGAGCAGCACCAGAAGAAGGAGGUUACAACUGCAGUAGCAGCAACAACAACAUCAGCAGCAGCAGCAACAGCCACCACCACCACGAAUCGGAUAGCAGCGCAGGAGCUGUGCAAUCGACUGGAAAAGCUGUCGGCGACGACAAACUCGUGACGGCAUUUCACCCUAUAGAUGUUGAUUUUAUUUUUAAACUUUACUUUUAACUUUACCUAAUUUCUACUACCUUUACCGUCGCCGGCCACCCGCGUUUCUACAAUAUAAUUUCGCUUUCGAAUUCAAAUCGACAAAACCAAAAACAACCACCACCACCACAAAAUACCCUCUUCUCCACGACCGAAGAUCAAAAGGAGUGAGUAGUAGAAGGGUGAGAGGAAAGAAGGAAACAACAUUCGCCCACUCUUAAAAUAAUAUCAACAACAACAACAUGCAUCUCCGACAUAUCAAAAGCGCGCAGCUCCUUUCGUUGAUCACCCAUUGCAAAGAGUUUGUCGUUUUUUUAAGAAAAUCUCUAUUAUCUUGUGAUCGGCGCAUCUUUUUU